Messenger RNA from Eupeodes corollae, 2402 nucleotides. RefSeq lists its product as uncharacterized. Gene Ontology annotation, cellular component: extracellular matrix. The coding region runs from base 123 to 2318 and encodes 731 amino acids. Lineage: Eukaryota; Metazoa; Arthropoda; Insecta; Diptera; Syrphidae. The record is from RefSeq and is a predicted model, not a curated record. The transcript has 6 exons.
UACCUUAUUCCAUUAUUCCAACCGCACACCGAAUUCGGUAUAAAUAGGCUGCAAAGUAUGCCAGUUAAGUAUUCAGUGUUUAACGUUGACUCACAACAGAAGUAAACUUAAAUUCAAACAAAAUGGCUUUCAAGUUCGUAGCUCUCCUUGCUCUGGUCGCUGUUGCCAAUGCUGGACUCGUCCAACAUCACGCUCCUUUGGCUUACGCCGCUGCUCCCGCAGCAGUUGUACACUCUGCCCCCGUGGCAUAUGCUGCUGCUCCAGUUGCCGUCGCUCAUGCCCAACCUGUCCUUGCCAAGGCCGCUGAAGAAUACGAUCCUCAUCCACAAUACAAAUUCGCCUACGAUGUCCAAGACUCUCUAUCCGGAGACUCCAAGAGCCAACACGAAUCCCGCGAUGGUGAUGUUGUCCAGGGUGAAUACUCCUUGAUCGAUGCCGACGGAUACAAGAGGACCGUUCAAUACACCGCCGACCCCAUUAACGGAUUCAACGCUGUCGUCAACCGCGAACCAUUAGGACAUGUUGUCAAGGCCGUUGCCGCUGCCCCAGCUAUCGUAAAGUCAGCUCCAUUGGUUUCUGCUCCAGUUGCGUACUCCGCACCAACUCUCGUUAAGUCCGCUCCAUUGGCCUACGCUUCAGCCCCAGUAGCUUACUCCGCACCAACUCUCGUUAAGUCCGCUCCAUUGGCCUACGCUUCAGCCCCAGUAGCUUACUCUGCACCAGCUCACUAUGCCUACUCUGGUCCAGUUUUUAUCGUUGCCCUUGCCUUUGUUGCCGUUGCCAGUGCCGGACUUGUUCCAGCUACCCAAUUAUACCAUGCUGCCCAACCAGUUCUGGCCAAGUCUGAGGACGCCAAUGACCCCCACCCACAGUACCAGUUUUCUUAUUCCGUCAACGAUGCUCUGACCGGUGACGUUAAGAGUCAAACUGAGACUCGUGAUGGGGACCUCGUCCAAGGGGAGUACUCAUUGAAUGAUGCUGAUGGCUACAAGCGUACUGUCCAAUACUCUUCCGAUGCUGUCAAUGGAUUCAACGCUAUUGUAAACCGUGAACCUCUCGGACAAAUUGUCAAGGCUGCUCCUGUUGCUGCUGCUCCAGUUUCCUAUGCUGCACCAACUUUAGUUAAAUCAGCACCUUUGGCUUACGCUGCUGCACCUGCACUCAUCAAAUCUGCACCUUUGGCUUAUGCUGCUGCACCAACUUUGGUUCGAUCAGCUCCUCUUGGUUAUUCUGCUCCAGCAACAUACACUCAGGCGUACACCCAUGCUGCAGCACCAACUUUGAUCAGAUCCUCACCAAUUGCCUACUCCCAUGGACCAGCAGUUUACACCACCCAGAGUCUGUUUGUUGUACUUUUCGCCUCAAUCGCGGUGGUGGUGCGAGCUGGCUUAUUGCCAGUCGAGGUCAAAACAGUCGCCCAUCAACCGGUGCCGGUAUUGGACGAGGCCGAGGAGGAAUACGAUCCGCAUCCGCAAUACAAAUUUGCAUACGAUGUGGAAGAUGUCAUUUCUGGGGACUCGAAGAGACAAGUUGAAGCUCGUGACGGUGAUGUUGUUCGGGGCCAAUACGCACUCAACGAUGCCGAUGGAUUUCGUCGGACAGUCCAGUAUAUGGCUGAUCCAGUUAAUGGCUUUAAUGCUGUUGUCCGUCGUGAGCCAUUGAUGGUGGUGAAAGGUGUCGACGAUGGAGUUGUUGGUGUCGUUCCUGAUGUCACAAGUGGUGCAGUUCAAAUGGCAUUCAAAUUGAUUGUUGCUCUUGCAUUCGUUGCUGUGGCCAGCGCUGGACUCAUUCCCGUUCACCAGGAAUACCAUGCUGCUCAACCCGUGCUGAUCAAGUCCCACGAAUCUCACGAUCCUCAUCCACAAUACCAGUUCUCUUAUGCUGUGAAUGAUGCUUCUACAGGAGAUGUGAAGAACCAAAUCGAGACCCGUGAUGGAGAUCUUGUCCAAGGAGAAUACUCCCUCAUCGAUUCCGAUGGCCACAAGAGGACUGUCCAAUACACUGCUGACUCCGUUCAUGGAUUCAAUGCUGUUGUCCACCGUGAGCCACUCGGACAUGUUGUAAAGGCUGUCCAUUCUGCUCCAGUUGCUUAUGCUGCUGCUCCAGCUCUCAUCAAGUCAGCUCCUGUGGCCUAUGCUGCUGCCCCAACUCUGGUGAAAUCAGCUCAUCUUGGUUAUGCUGCACCAACCGCGUACACUCAGACUUAUGCUGCUGCUCCAGUUGCUUACUCCCAUGCACCAGCUGCCUACACAACCCAGACCUUGGUGAAGUCAAGCCCAAUCUCAUAUGCUGCUCCAGCUUAUGCCUACCAUCAUUAAGGAAUUGUUAAAAGUUUACUUGUUGCCUGAUGCCAAAUGUUUGAUGAAAUUCAAUGUUAAUAAAAAACUAUUUAAUACGAACAA